This is a messenger RNA of Henningerozyma blattae CBS 6284, 975 nucleotides long. It is a transcript of the gene ARG3, whose product is annotated as ornithine carbamoyltransferase. Bases 1 to 975 code for a protein of 324 amino acids. Gene Ontology annotation, molecular function: ornithine carbamoyltransferase activity; amino acid binding. The record is from RefSeq and is a predicted model, not a curated record. Gene Ontology annotation, cellular component: mitochondrion. Gene Ontology annotation, biological process: L-citrulline biosynthetic process. The transcript has a single exon. Lineage: Eukaryota; Fungi; Ascomycota; Saccharomycetes; Saccharomycetales; Saccharomycetaceae.
AUGACCACAACAACUAGACAUUUAACUUCUAUUAAAGAUUUAACCGAUAAAGAAUUUCAAACUCUAGUUGAAAGAGCUCAAUAUUUUAAAAAAAUAUUUAAAAAUAAAAAUUCAAAUGAAUUUCAAAAAUAUCAUAAUCAACUAUUAGGCCAAACUGUAGCAUUAAUCUUUAGUAAACGUUCUACAAGAACAAGAAUUUCCACAGAAGGUGCAGCCACAUUUUUUGGUGCUCAACCAAUGUUUUUAGGUAAAGAUGAUAUUCAAUUAGGCGUAAAUGAAUCCUUUUAUGAUACAACAAAAGUAGUAUCUUCUAUGGUUUCAUGUAUCUUCGCACGUGUAAAUACAAACGAUGAAAUCAACCAAUUAUGUAAACAUUCUUCAGUUCCAAUUAUUAAUUCCUUAUGUGACAAAUAUCAUCCUUUACAAGCCAUUUGUGAUUUAUUGACUAUAAAGGAAAAAUUCUCAAACUUAAAUGAUUUAAAAUUAACUUGGGUUGGUGAUUCUAAUAAUGUUAUUAAUGAUUUAGCCAUUGCAUGCUUAAAAUUUGGUAUUAAUGUUUCCAUUGCCACUCCUCAAGGUAUUGAAAUGGAUCCAUCAAUUAUUGAUGAAGGUGAAAAAAUUAUUCAAUCUAGUGGGAAUAAGAACUUGAAAUUAGAAAUUACACAUGACUCAAUGAGCGCUGCAAAAGAUUCAAAUAUUUUAGUUACUGAUACUUUUGUUUCAAUGGGUGAAGAAAGUGAAAAAGAAGCUAAAUUAAAACAAUUUAAGAAUUUUCAAAUUAAUCAAGAUAUUGCAAGUAACGCAAACAAGGAUUAUAUCUUUAUGCAUUGUUUACCAAGACAUCAUGAAGAAGUUACAGAUGAUAUAUUUUAUGGAGAUCAUUCAAUUGUUUUUGAUGAAGCAGAAAAUAGACUAUAUGCUGCAAUGGCUGUCAUCGAUAUUUUCGUUAUCAAAAAGGGUAAUUUUGAUAUAUAA